AUGGCUCUUUUUGGGAGAGUAAGAGGAUGUGUUUACACCAAAGCUGCUGACGUUGAUGCUAAUCUUGUUGUGAAGAAUGAAAGCAAUAUUCUAGAAGAUGACCCCAGGAAUCCAACUAUAAGAUACAAUGCUUUCCUGAUGUCACAACCAUCAUGUACUACUCUUGUAGUGGCUUCCAUCUCCUCUUUGAGAUUGACUCAUGACUUCACUGCAAUGUGUUAUCGACUGCUUAUUAGUUCCAUUAUAAUCCUUGUUUGCUUAAUUACCACCCUUUUUGCCUCUGAAUUUUUUGAAAUCAAGGUUGUCAAAGAAAUUGAACCAAGAUUGAAAAACCCGCUUAUUAUCUCCAUUGUUCUUAUGACUAUGGGCAUUGCAAUUGUUACCUGGCAUUGCACUUAUCCUUCACAAUUUUCAUUUGGUGCUCAAACAGUUGUGAAGAACUGGUAA
Molecule: messenger RNA, 447 nt
Organism: Fraxinus pennsylvanica
Lineage: Eukaryota; Viridiplantae; Streptophyta; Magnoliopsida; Lamiales; Oleaceae
Source: the annotation of a GenBank genome assembly